Myotis davidii is the source of this 4999-nucleotide messenger RNA. RefSeq names its product androglobin (gene ADGB). Gene Ontology annotation, molecular function: protein binding; heme binding; oxygen binding. Gene Ontology annotation, biological process: proteolysis. The coding region runs from base 34 to 4911 and encodes 1625 amino acids. The record is from RefSeq and is a predicted model, not a curated record. The transcript has 37 exons. Lineage: Eukaryota; Metazoa; Chordata; Mammalia; Chiroptera; Vespertilionidae.
UGCUCCCAGUCGCAGCGGAGCCCAGCCCUUGCCAUGACCACCAAACAAGCCAAGAAGAAAGAGGUGCAUGGUAUCACUUCGGUGCAUAGCUCGGAUAAAUCUAAAGAUCAGUACUUUUUUGGUAGUAAUACACAAAGUACUGUUGAACAGAAGAAGUGGAAAUUCCCAAUCUGGCCAGAAUGGAAUGAAAUUGACAUAAAUGCAGAAAAGUGGGAUGCAGGCAAAGGUGGAAAAGAAAAGGACAAAGCGGGAAAAAGCCCUAUAUUUCAUUGUUUUGAAGACCCUGAAGGCAAGAUUGAAUUACCACCAUCACUGAAAGUUUAUUCCUGGAAACGUCCACAGGAUUUUUUAUUUAAUCGGGUUCCAGUAGUUGUAAAGAAUGAAACCACGUUUGACUUGUUUUCAGUAAAUGAACAUUUACUCUGCAGUGAGUUGAUGAGAUGGAUUAUCAGCGAAAUCUAUGCAGUGUGGAAGAUAUUCAAUGGGGCUAUUUUGAACAAUAGCUUUAAAGGGACUACAGGGGAACCUCCUGUUCCCAUCUGGAAGCCCUGGGAACACAUCUACUCUCUGUGCAAAGCUGUGAAGGGUCACAUGCCUUUGUACAAUAGCUACGGAAAGUAUAUUGUGAAACUAUACUGGAUGGGUUGCUGGAGAAAGAUAACCGUUGAUGACUUUCUGCCUUUUGAUGAAGAACACAAUCUAUUGCUUCCAGCUACAACUUGUGAACUUGAACUCUGGCCCAUGCUUUUGUCUAAAGCUCUCAUUAAGCUGGCAAAUGUUGACAUCCAUAUAGCAGAGAAGAGAGAGCUGGGAGAGUCCACCAUUAUUCAUGCACUUACAGGAUGGUUACCGGAAGUCAUUCCUCUCCACCCACAAUAUAUGGACAAAGUCUGGGAGCUCUUGAAAGAAAUAUUGCCUGAAUUUAAGCUGACAGAUGAAUCCAACUCUGAGAGCAAAAUAACAGACGUAGAUAGCAAAUUAAAAGAUGCAGGAAAAGAAGUGAAUUAUGGGAAAGAAGUAAAAGAUGGCAAAGAAGUGAAAGAUGGCAAAGAAGUGAAAGAAGGCAAAGAAAUGAAAGAUGGCAAAGAAUUCAAACCUGAACCUUCAGUUACAACACUAAAAACACUUGAAAAAAGUGACAAAGUUCCAAAGGAGAAAGCAGAUUUAAGAGACAUUGGGAAGAAGAGGAGUAAAGAUGGAGAAAGGGAAAAGGAAAAAUUUAAAUGGUCGUUUCAUGGUUCCAGACCCUCAUCAGAAGUCCAGAACUCUCUGCUGUCUCUGUCGGACUGUUCUUCAGGAAUGCAGUCCCCUCACAUGGUUGUAUAUGCUACCUUUAUUCCUCUCUAUUUGUUUGAAAAGAGGAUCUUUUCACUAGAGACAAUGACCACUUCUGCUGAGAAGCUCAGAGAAUAUGGCCUGUCCCACAUCUGCAGCCAUCCUGUGCUGGUCACCAGAACCAGGUCCUGCCCACUUAUAGCACCACCGAAACCACCACCAGUGCCUGCCUGGAAACUCAUUCGUCUAAAAAGGGAAACUGUGAUAACAGCUGAACCUCAAGAAAUAAUACAAAAGAAGCCUGAACAGUUUCUUGAAAUAUCAAGUCCAUUCUUGAAUUUUAGAAUGACUCCCUUUACAAUUCCAACAGAAACUCAUUUCGUACAAUCUUUUAUUAAGAAAGGGAUGCCUCCAGCAUCUGGUUUAUGUUCCCUUCCUGAAAAUGAUGAGGGCACAACCUGUACCCAGUCAGAAGUAAGUCAAGUGACAGGAACUACAUCUCCGGGUAAUGUUUACUCACAAGUUAUACACGGAAAAGAUGAACUGAUAGACCUUGCAUUGAAUGACUCAUCCCAUCCAGUUGACGGAUUGAGUUUGGAAAGAGAUCUUGUCAGCCUGAUAGUAACACUGGAUAAAUCACAGGAGGAAAUUACAGAUAUGAAUACUAGUGUUACUAAAGAAAUAUGGUUAGAUUUUGAAGACUUCUAUGCAUGCUUUCAAAACCUAUAUAUUUUCCACAAACCAAGUUCAUAUUGCUUUAACUUUCAAAAGUCAGAAUUCAAGUUCUCAGACGAGCGGGUGUCUUACUAUCUCUUUGUGGAUAGUCUAAAACCUAUUGAACUACUCAUUUGCUUUUCUGUGUUGGUACGCUGGGGAGAAUCCGGAGCUCUUACAAAGGACAGCCCCCAGGUAGAGCCUGGACUACUUAUAGUUGAAACAUUUUUUUGGAAAUCUGUGAAGCCACGUGACGUCAUUCUGAAGAUUUAUACUUAUAACACCAAGGCAUCUAUGGUUCGCCUGCCUGUUGGGAGGCAUAUGCUGCUCCUCACUGCGUACUCGCCCAUCGGGCACUCCUUACACAUCUGCAGCAUGGUGAAUUUCGUCAUCGGGGAUGAGGAUGUGGUGCUGCCCAACUUUGAGCUGGAGAGCUUCCGAUUUACAGAGCAGGCGCUCACGAUUUUGAAGGCUGUUGGAAAUGUGAUUGCUAAUUUCAAAGACAAGGGCAAACUUUCUACAGCUCUGAAGGACCUACAGACAGCCCACUACCCUGUGCCCCUCCACAACAAAGAGCAAACUGCACAGCACUUCAGGUGUUUUCACACUUCCUUAUGGCGUUUAAUGAAAAAAGCUCAAGUAACGAAACCUCCUUCAUACUUUAAAUUUGCAUUUCGUGCUAUGGUUCUGGACUUGGAUGCACUCGAUUCCUCCUUGGAAGAGCCUUCUGUAGCAGAAUUCACUGAAGUGAAAUAUUUCAUGCCAGUAAAUGACAAAGAGGCAGUAGCAGCAGCAACUAAAAUUCAAGCUGUAUGGAGAGGGACUUACGUGAGAUUGCUUAUGAAAGCUAGGACACCAGACACAAAGGAAAAUGCCAGUGUUGCAGAUAUUCUUCAAAAAGUUUGGGUUCCAUUGGAAGUUAAUAUAGAUCAGUAUGCAGUUUCUCUCUUAAGACUAAUGUUUAAAAACAAGUGCAAGUCUAUUGAAUCUUAUCCAUGCUAUCAAGAUGAAGAAACUAAGAUUGCUUUUGCUGACUAUACUGUAACUUAUACAGACCAGCCACCAAAUAGUUGGUUUAUAGUUUUCAGAGAAAUAUUUUUGUUUCAUCAAGACAUGAUUUUGGUUCCCAAAGUAUAUACUACAAUUCCAGUCUGUAUGCUCCAUGUUGUUAAUAAUGACACAAUGGAACAAGUGCCAAAGCUAUUCCAAAAAGUGGUGCCUUAUCUUUAUACCAAGAAUAAGAAAGGAUACACAUUCGUGGCUGAAGCAUACACUGGUGACUCAUAUGUAUCAGCCUCACGAUGGAAACUGCGUCUCAUUGGUUCUUACAACCCACUCCCAAGCCUCUCUCGAGAUUUUCCAUGCAGCACCUUUGCCAUAAAAGAAAUCAGAGACUACUAUAUACCCAAUGAUAAGAAAAUUGUCUUCAGGUAUUCAGUGAAAGCUGCAUUACCACACCUUGCUACAAUCCAUGUACGUGUGUCCAAGCCAGAUGCCUUCAUCAAGCUACAGAUUCUAGAGAGUGAAGAAGUUGUCAUUAGCGCCACUGGGAAAGGCCAAGCUAUAAUCCCAGUAUUUAGCUUCUUGGGGAAUGAAAAAGUUCUGAGCUCCCAGUCUAGCAAGCAAAUUCUUUUACUUCAUACUCCAUCCAAGAAAGAUCAAGAACUGUAUGCUAAGAAGAAAAGUUCCCAGGGAAGCCAGAGAUCCUAUAAAGGUAGACCUGGAAGUGCACUAGUGGACAGUGGUCAGGUUAUUUUGGAAGAGGAAACUGGCAAUAUGCCCAUCCUAGAUGAAAGUGUUGGCAUAUCACAGCAGACUUACAAGUAUAUUAUACAGUGUUUGGUAUUAUAUAACAGUUGGCCUCUCACUGAAAAUCAACAGAUGUUUGUUCAAGCACUAAAAGAGUUGGAGAAAAGUGAUAUCAAAGCUCAUGGAGAGAGACAUGAGGAAUUAAUUUCCUUGGGAAUCCCAGAUUCCCAUUUUAUUAGUGAGGGGCAAAAAUCUUCAGGAACAUCCAAAGCAACAAGGAAAGGCAAAGAAAAGUCUUCUGAGAGAGAAAAGACAGCCAAAGAAAAACAAGCACCUCGCUUUGAGUCUCAGAUACCCACUGCACACUCCCAGCAAGAAGACCCAAAUAAACCCUACUGGAUUUUGAGGGUUGUCACUGAACAUAACGAAGCGGAAUAUCUUGAAGUGAAAAAAGAUACAGAACGAGCAGAUGAGAUCCGAGCUAUGAAGCAAGCCUGGGAGAUGGCAGAGCCAGGAAGAGCCAUCAAGGCUUAUCAGGCUCGUCUGCAUUACCUCAGCCGGUUCAUUAAGAAAACACCCGAUGGCGAGGGCGUGCCUGGGACUGUAUCUCUGUCAGAAAGCCAUUCGCGAGGAGAAGAAGGGGGAAAGAACAGAGAUGGGGAAACCAUUCCGGAAAGUACUGCCACAAUCCAGCUGCGGAAGGAUAACUGGAGGAUUACUUCACGAUCUCAAUCAUUUUUGGAAAUGUCUCCACGACUUAUUCAAAAGGCGCUAGAUCUAGAUAUAAAUCAAUAUAUACGGAAAACAAAUACGGAGCCUUUGCUGCAAACAGAUGACCUGAAUCAGCAGCAAGCAAUGCAAAAGGCAGAGGAGGUCCACCAGUUCCGACAGUACAGGGCCAGGAUCCUUAGCAUUCGAGAAAUUGAACAAGAAGAACGGGCUAAACUGCAGGAUAAAGGCCUGGAGAUGUAUGCAGAAAUGUGGGACUCCUUAGAUGAUGCCCGUCAAAAGAUCUUCAAUAUUCGGGAAGAGUAUAGAAACAAGAUGCUGGAGGCUGAGCGCCUGAGGUUGGAGGCUCUGGCUGCAGAGGAAGCAGCACUGCGGGCAGAGACAGCCAAGAAGACCAUCUCCAUGCAUGACAAAGACAAGAAAAAGAAAGGAAAGAAAAAGUAACCAGGAGAUACCCAAUCCCACCUUUCUUCUGAAAAAGGAAAACCUACUUUUCAUUAUCUAUAACUUUUCCUGUUGACAAAAAAUGUAG